Messenger RNA from Chlorella variabilis, 1251 nucleotides. RefSeq lists its product as hypothetical. Gene Ontology annotation, molecular function: transmembrane transporter activity. The record is from RefSeq and is a predicted model, not a curated record. Gene Ontology annotation, biological process: transmembrane transport. The annotation marks the transcript as partial. Gene Ontology annotation, cellular component: membrane. The transcript is spliced from 7 exons. NCBI's taxonomy places the organism in Eukaryota, Viridiplantae, Chlorophyta, Trebouxiophyceae, Chlorellales, Chlorellaceae.
CCGGCGUGGGCCACGCCCAAGCGCCUCCUGAUUUUGUUCUGCGUCAUGUGCCUCUUUAUCUACCUGGACAGAGGCAUGAUUGCGUCCAAUGGGGUCAACGGCGCGGCGGCCACCCCAGAGCACCCGGCCUCUGGCAUCCAGGGUGACUUUGGCCUGUCACUGUUCCAGGACGGCCUGCUGCCUGCUGCCUUCAUGGUUGGCCUGCUGGCCUCCUCCCCGGUGUUUGCCGAGGCCUCCAAGCACCGCAACGGCUUCCGCCUCAUCGGCACCGGCCUGGCGGUGUGGACCGCGGCCGCCGCCGGCUGCGGCCUGGCCCCCGGCUUUGCCUCCCUGCUGCUCUGCCGCAUGGCGGUGGGCGUGGGCGAGGCGUCGUUCGUCGCGCUGGCAGCGCCCUUCAUAGACGACAACGCGCCACCCACUCAAAAGGCGCUGUGGCUGGGCACCUUCUACUGCUGCAUUCCCACAGGCUAUGCGCUGGGCUACAUUUAUGGCGGCCUUGUGGGCGGCUCGCUGGGCUGGCGCGCCGCCUUCCUGCUGGAGGCCGCCGCCAUGCUGCCCUUUGUGGUCUUCUGCCUGCGGGCGCCGCCCAUCAGCCUGCGCGGCGGCGGAAACGGCGCCGGCGCCUCCGUCUCGCACCCCCACCGCGACGACGACGGCAGCGGCGAGGGCGCGGCGCGGCCGGCGGGCCUGCUGGCGCGGCUGCGGGGCCCCGUGGCUGCUGUGGGUCAGGACCUCCGCCUGCUGGCCAGCCACCCCAUCUACCUGUGGAAUGUGGGCGGCAUGACGGUCUAUACGGCGGUGCUGGGCACCUUUGCCUUCUACGGGCCCAAGGCGGGGCGGGAGAUGUUUGACAUCCAGCCCGAGCGAGCCGACCUCACAUUUGGAGCCAUCACCGUGCUCACGGGCACGCUGGGCACGCUGGCGGGCGGCACGCUGCUGGACGCCGUGGGCAGCUCCAUGCGCAACGCGCUGCUGCUGUGCACGCUGGGCAUCACGCUGGGCGGCGCCCUGUCGGUGGCCGCCUUCUGGGCCGCCGGCUCCUUCCCCCUCUUCUCCUUUGUCUUUGCCCUGGCCCAGAUGGCCAUGUUCACCAGCUCGGCGCCCAGCAACGCGGUGAGCAUGUGGUGCGUGCCCACCGCGCUGCGCCCCUUUGCCGUGUCGAUGUCGGUAGUGGCAAUACACGUGCUGGGGGAUGUGCCCAGCCCGCCGCUGCUGGGCGCACUGCAAGGCCGGCUUCAGAACUGGAGGCUG